Messenger RNA from Westerdykella ornata, 1571 nucleotides. RefSeq names its product CDC50 family protein-like protein. NCBI's taxonomy places the organism in Eukaryota, Fungi, Ascomycota, Dothideomycetes, Pleosporales, Sporormiaceae. The coding region runs from base 75 to 1355 and encodes 426 amino acids. The transcript is spliced from 6 exons. Gene Ontology annotation, cellular component: Golgi apparatus; endoplasmic reticulum; plasma membrane. The record is from RefSeq and is a predicted model, not a curated record.
CCGACAACAUUUCCGAAUCUCUGUACAUCCCGCGCAACACUCAAUCCUGCGGCGCGAAGAGCGCAGGCCGAAUCAUGACGCAGACACAGACCGUCGAGCCUGCGGACUCGAUCUCCAGCCAGGACCCUCACGCGGAAGAGAAGAAGAAGACGAAGAGCAGAAGGCCCGCAAAUACUGCCUUUCGGCAGCAGCGGUUAAAGGCAUGGCAGCCGAUCCUCACCCCUAAGACGGUGCUCCCACUCUUCUUCAUCGUUGGCAUAAUAUUUGCGCCCAUAGGCGGCUUGUUGCUCUAUGCAAGCUCACAAGUGCAAGAGAUGUCCAUUGACUACACCGAGUGCAGCCAGCGCGCCCCCCUUACCCACCCGAAUCCGACCGAUCCUUCCUCUGUCCGCGAGGAUAUAGACCCCAAAUUCGUGUCGAGCACAUUCAAGAACAAACCCGCUACGUCGCCCCAAUGGGGUAGAGCAAAAGACAACUAUACAUGGCCGAGGACAGGUGUUACCGAGCCGGAUGUCGACGUGUGCAUCCUGAGCUUCGAGAUCCCAGACCAUCUGGAACCCCCCGUCCUGUUCUAUUACCGCUUGACCAACUUCUACCAAAACCACCGUCGAUACGUGAAGUCGCUCGACAUCGAUCAGCUCAAGGGCAAGGCGCGCGAUGCGGCGGCCAUAAAGGGUGGCGAUUGCGAUCCGCUCCGCGUCGGCCCCGGCGACAAGCCCUAUUAUCCAUGCGGACUCAUCGCCAAUUCCAUGUUCAACGACACAUUCGACAACCUGACGUUCGCCAAUCCGCAGGGCAACCAGGGCGACGCGCCCACCUUCUACAACAUGACGGAGCGAGGCAUCAUCUGGAGCACGGAGAAGGAGCUCUAUGGGAAAUCGGCCUACAAGCCCGAUGAAGUGCUCCCGCCGCCGAACUGGGCCAAGCAGUAUCCCGAGGACGGGUACGCCACCGUCGGGCUCCCGGACCUGCACACCUGGGAGGCUUUCCAGGUCUGGAUGCGGACUGCGGGCCUUCCUACAUUCAGCAAACUGGCAAUGAGGAAUGAUAAGGAUGUUUUGAAGAGUGGGACAUAUCGUCUCAAGAUCUACGAUAGGUUCCCCGCCGAGCAGUACGGAGGCAGAAAGGCGAUCCUCAUCUCCACCCGGACGGUCAUGGGCGGCAGGAACCCGUUCCUCGGCAUCGCGUACAUUGUCGUUGGGGGGCUCUGCAUCCUGCUAGGCGUGCUGUUCACGGGUGCGCACUUGGUUAAGCCGAGGAAAUUGGGAGAUCAUACAUACCUCUCGUGGAACAAUGAUCAGCCCAGCACGGCGACGGCUACGGGACGCGCGCCGAGGCCGGGGGAUACGGCGUGAGCCUUUUCAGACCAUUGAUGAAUGUCUUAGAUGGAGCUGGGAGUUUUAUUUUUUGGCUUGUUAUAUAUUUCUUUGCCUGUCUGGGUGGAGUUUUUUUAAGGGUGUAAGAUUGGUCCCUGAGGGGUCUCUGGAGUUUAGGAGUUUUCGCUUCACACACAUAUCGUCAAUUUGAUUCUCUCUGCAUUUUAUGUGAAGUAGAUUGUGCUCUGCCUUGGU